ACACGGGUGGAUGAAGAAGGGAUAAAACAUCCGUCAGUCAGUCAGUCAGUCAGCACUAGGGUGGGUAAAUAAAGGACACACUACGCCUGCAGACAUCUAAGCAUUCACACACUCGAUGAUUGACGGACGCUCGGCACCACCACAACACCUUUGGCAAAACAGGCACCUGCGUAUGGCACUCAGGGAGGCAUCCACGCAACGCGACAAAGACACUGACUGAAAACCACACCCGUCUUAUUGUGUCCGCAGGAGCACUACACGGCAUGGCCAUCAUCGAUGGAUGAUAAUGAAAAAAGACAGUUAAACUCUUCCUUGGCAAACAAACAAAUGACGCCAAGCAAAAUCACGUCUGCUGUCUGUCUGUCUGUGUGUCACGGCAAGACGGCGUGUGAGGACUGCCUGGUGGAGGUCUCGUCCUCCCCGCCCCGCCUGUCCUUGACGGUGGCCAUCCCCACCCCAUGCGGCCCAGCGUGGGCCACAGGCCCGUAGCUGCCCAUGACGCUCGACGGCCACAUGCUGCCCGAGGUGGCUGAGUAGAGGGGCUGCACUGACGCAGACGGCAUCACGUUCCCGUACAUCCCAUGCUCCUGACAGACAACCAUAGGCAGACGAAAUAAGGCGAGUCAUGUGGUCUGGCUUCCACUCGUUCUCACCAUUUCAACGUCUUCAGGGUCCUUUGCAAGAUGUCGAUUGACCACGGGCUCGAUGGUGAAGGACCAGGCGACAGUGAGGAUAAUCGACAGCAGCACACUGACGGUGUACGCCAGCAGAAGGGGCGUCGCGAGGGUGAGAAACACGGGAAGGGGAAGGAAGUUGGUCACAAGGACUGAUUGACCCACCCACCCACCCACACACACCAGUUCUCAUCCAUCCAUCGAGGAAUGUCGUUCCCUCGUGUCGCAUAUGCGCACCUAUGACGCCGCAAGCCGUCCAUGAGUAGAAGAGCGUCCAUGCCAGGCACGUGCUGCCGCCUUCAGGGUGGUACAGGUCCAGCAGCAGAAACGACACCCCGUAAAGCAGCGACUGGAAACCGAUCAGGCACUUGUAGGCGAUGACGCUGGCAGGGUCAACACAAAUAAACGAGGGAAGGAAGGAGGCAUCCAUCCAUCCAUCCACACACACAGCUAGGUGUGCUCGUCAGCGCUGUGUGUGCGCACCCGAAGGUGAAGAAGCCUCCCUGCAGAAAAUGCGCGAUGACCUCGUCCGGUGCUUUCAGAUAAUUGAUCACACUCGUCCUGUCAAAAGAAACACACACACACACACGCACGCACACACCAUGAAGCCAGCCAGCGGGACGGAGGCAGGUGAACACACAUACCUACCAUACUGCUAGGUUGAUGAGGGUCCAGAUGAAGUCCAACGUGGCGCCGGUAUAGAGGAAAUUGCCGCCGUACCGAAACAGCCGGUGCUGCGAUGAGUACCACACGUCAGAAGUGAUCUUCACCUGCGCGCACACACCAGACCCCACACAAACAGAUGCCAUGCUCCAUGUCCUGUGACUUAUUGAUUGCCUACAGCAAAGCCGAGGAUGAAGAGCGCCCCGAGCGCCCACAUCAGCGCCGCAACAUUGGAUGCCAUUCCGAUGCUGCGCACCGCAGCAACGGCGAGUUUGAUCUUCUCCUCGUAGGCCUUCUUGUCGACGGGCAUGCCCCGCAUGUCGGGCUGCUCGUGAAAGGCCUGGAAAAUGGCGAUGCCGCUGCUCGUCAUGAAGAGAAAGUUGGCCAUGAAGCAGGCGCUGAGCUCGAGAAGGGCCCCGAUGCGCAGGGUGUGCGCUGACAGCAUGUCGAUGAGGGCUAUCAUCACGCAAAUCUGGCCAACACACAAUCCAAAGGCUGCUUUGCUUGCUGGCUGCUUAGUGGUGGACACAUAUGUGUGUGGUCAUUUGGUUGGCUUACGAAGGUGAGUCAGUCUUGCGCGCGUGUUGAAGGCUGAGUCUUCUGUGACUGCGCCGCUGCACUACAGACGAAAGGCAG
Messenger RNA from Vitrella brassicaformis, 1973 nucleotides. NCBI's taxonomy places the organism in Eukaryota, Vitrellaceae. The record is from the annotation of a GenBank genome assembly.